UAGGAUUUCGGCACCGAUUUAAACCGAAGUUCAGCAGCACUUCCGGUUUUCUAAACGGAAACCUACGAGUAAAAAGACGACGAAGAUUUGGAGUUAAUUUAUGGAUUUAAGUCUGAAUUUAACCGAAAAUAAGGCUGUUAUCAGGACGAGAGAGAGCGGAGACACGAAACGACCUGUUUAUGGUGAAGGUGGUUCAUGAAAAACAGCGAUAGUUAGCCUGUUAGCCGCUAAUAUUUUAGCCUGUUAGCCGUUAAAUUCGUCCUAAAAUGCCGACAAAGAUGGAGGAUUACGAAGUUCUGUUUACGAUCGGAUCAGGAUCUUAUGGAAGAUGUCAGAAAAUACGACGGAAAUCUGACGGAAAAGUGAGUAAAAACAUACAAAUAUGAACACAUGAAUAUAAACUUUUAAACAUGAACAGAUGAACAGCUGGACCUUUAAUGAGAAACAGAGUUCAUGUUAAUGAAGUUAAUUAAAGAGUUCAUGUUAGUGAAGUUAAUUAAAGUGUUCAUGUUGAAAAAACUCAGUUUGAACAAAAGUUUAAAUAUUCAGCUUUAAACUGUUUUUAUCCUGAUUUAUAGUUUUAACCCGAUUUAACUGUUGGACUAAGCUGUGGUUCUGAUGGUUAACUGUUGGACUAAGAUGUGGUUCUGAUGGUAAUCUGUUGGAUCCUGUUUUCUCUGAAGGUUAACUGUUGGACUAAGCUGUGGUUCUGAUGGUAAUCUGUUGGACUAAGCUGUGGUUCUGAUGGUUAACUGUUGGACUAAGCUGUGGUUCUGAUGGUUAACUGUUGGACUAAGCUGUGGUUCUGAUGGUUAACUGUUGGACUAAGCUGUGGUUCUGAUGGUAAUCUGUUGGACUAAGCUGUGGUUCUGAUGGUAAUCUGUUGGACUAAGCUGUGGUUCUGAUGGUAAUCUGUUGGACUAAGCUGUGGUUCUGAUGGUUAACUGUUGGACUAAGCUGUGGUUCUGAUGGUAAUCUGUUGGAUCCUGUUUUCUCUGAAGGUUCUGGUGUGGAAGGAGCUGGACUACGGUACGAUGGCGGAGAGCGAGAAGCAGAUGUUGGUGUCGGAGGUGAACCUUCUGAGGGAACUCAAACACCCGAACAUCGUGAGGUACCAUGACCGGAUCAUAGACCGGACCAACACCACCCUGUACAUCGUCAUGGAGUACUGUGAGGGGGGGGACCUGUCCAGUCUCAUCAGUCGCUGCAUCAAGGAGAGGUCACGACCCCGGCUUCAGUUUCUCAACAUUCAGGUUCAACGUUCAUGUCAGGGAUUCAGAUUCUGAACCAGGAUCGUGGUUUUGUUUUUGGACAGGCGGUACUUAGACGAGCCGUUUGUCCUGAGGGUGAUGGCGCAGCUCACGUUGGCCCUGAAGGAGUGUCACAGACGGAGGGACGGCAGAGCCACAGUCCUUCACCGAGACCUCAAACCGGCCAACAUCUUCCUGGACGCCAAACAGAACGUGAAGUUGGGAGACUUCGGCCUGGCGAGGAUCCUGAACCACGACACCAGUUUCGCCAAAACCUUUGUUGGGACUCCAUACUACAUGUCCCCCGUGAGUUCUUAGACCUUUAUUUUGACCCCUGUGAGUUUUUUAUUUUAUUUUGACCCCUGUGAGUUUCCGUCCUAUAAACCUGAAAUUUCCCCUUUUUUCUCUCAGGAACAAAUCAACCGGAUGUCGUACAACGAGAAGUCGGAUAUUUGGUCGUUGGGAUGUUUGCUGUAUGAACUCUGUGCUUUAUCGUAAGUUCUUGUCCUCCUUCACUCGAGCUGAAGGUUUGAUGAAGGUUUGGUGAAGGUGAAUAUCUGACGUCUUCUUCUUCUCUUCAGACCUCCAUUUACUGCGUUUAACCAAAGAGAGCUGGCAGAGAAGAUCAGAGAGGGCAGGUACAGACGAAUCCCCUACCGCUACUCUGAGGAGCUCAACACCUUACUCAGCAAAAUGCUCCACCUGAAGGUUAGAACAUGUGACCAAGUUUGGUUUGAUGAGGCUUCACUGGUUCUGUUCAUGUUCUGAUUUGGGUCGAGUCCAAAGUCUGAGUCUGUCUAUUGUCAGGACUUUCUGAGACCUUCUGUGGAGUCCAUCCUUCAGAGCAGCCUGUUGGCUGAAGCGGUCUCUGAGGAGCUGAGGAAGGCUCAGACCAGAGUCAGGAGAAGGUCAGCGGACUCUGACCGUCCCCUUCAAAAACCAACUGAACCUUUACCCGCCACCGCCGCAGAGCUCCGCCUCCGAGAACAGGCACUGCGGGACAGAGAGAAGGCGCUUAAAGAACGAGAGGAGAGGCUGGAGAGUAAGACCACGAUGAAGUCUUUUUAAUUUAAUCCAAGUUUUAUUCUGACUCUGCGAACGACAGUCCAGAAGUUUGUGUUUUUGUUCUUCGUCUGCAGAACGAGAGAAGGAGCUUUGUGUUCGUGAGCGACUGUCAGAGGAGAAACUCGCUCGGUAAAACCAUGAACCUCAUUCCUCUGUUCUUCUGUCUGUGAUACCACGAUAAACCUCUAAUCUCUCCAACGAUACAACCACAAACCUCUAAUCUCGUGUUUUUAGGGCAGAGAUUCUCCUGAAGCACCAGAACCGUCCACCACAGCAGCUGCAGAGGGACCUGUCACCUUUAUUCCUGAUCAAAAACAUAGGUAUGGGAAACGGGCCGGGACCUCUCAGUCCUCUGAACCGAGAGGAAAAAAAGUGAUUUAAUCUGUUUAAUCUGUGAACGCUUUUCUGAACAAUCAUGUGAGUGAAAUUCAUUCAUCAGUGUCUGAACUCUUUUGUAUUAAUGUACCAAUAAAACUGUGAUUUUAAUUCAUCAACUCAUAUUCCACCAUUGACCGUCUGUAAUCCAACUGUUAGUCCACAUGUUAAUCCAUCUGUUUGGCCAGUUGAUAAUCCAUCCAGCUGUUAAUCCAGUUGUUAAUCCAUCUGUUAUUCCAGCUGUUAUUCCAGCUGUUAGUCCAGUUGUUAAUCCAGCUGUGAAUCCAGCUGUUAUUCCAGCUGUUAAUCCAGCUGUUAAUCCAGCUGUUAUUCCAGCUGUUAGUCCAGCUGUUAAUCCAGUUGUUAAUCCAUCUGUUAUUCCAGCUGUUAGUCCAGCUUUUAAUCCAGCUGUGAAUCCAGCUGUUAUUCCAGCUGUUAGUCCAGCUGUUAGUCCAUUCAUCUGUUAUUCCAGUUGUUAAUCCAUCCAGCUGUUAUUCCAUCUGAUAAUCCAUCUGUUAUUCCAGCUGUUAAUCCAUUCAUCUGUUAUUCCAGUUGUUAAUCCAGCUGUUAUUCCAGUUGUUAAUCCAGCUGUUAUUCCAGUUGUUAAUCCAGCUGUUAUUCCAGCUGUUAAUCCAUCUGUUUGUCCAGUCGUUAAUCCAAUUGUUAUUCCAGCUGUUAAUCCAGUUGUUAGUCCAACUGUUAUUCCAGUUGUUAAUCCAGCUGUUAUUCCAGUUGUUAAUUCAGCUGUUGAUCCAGCUGUUAAUCCAGUUGUUAUUCCAGCUGUUAAUCCAGCUGUUAAUCCAGUUGUUAAUCCAGCUGUGAAUCCAUCUGUUUGUCCAGCUGUUAAUCCAUCCAGCUGUUAAUCCAUCCAUCUGUUAAUCCAGUUGUUAAUCCAUCUGUUAUUCCAGUUGUUAAUCCAUCCAGCUGUUAAUCCAUCCAUCUGUUAAUCCAGUUGUUAGUCCAGCUCUUAGUCCGGUUGUUAGUCCAGCUGCAGUAAAGCCUUGUUUUUGUUCUUCACUCCUCCCGAUGAUGAAGCUGCGUUGAGGUUUUACAGAAACACGUUUCGGACCGGGUCGUGACUCAUGACUGUUUUUGCUCUAGAUGUGGACGAGCUAGACUCCCCCAGUAAGAAGAAGGUCAGUUUUGCAGCUGAGAGUAAAGAGAACCAGCGGCCCGAUGGGGGUCAGAGCGCACAGGACCGGAUUCUCAGGAGGCUGCAGGUGGAGAACCUCCGCACUAAAGUUCUGAAGGACGAGGUGGAGAAGAGCUGUCCGUUCAGAACCAGGCAGAUACUCGGCAUCCGCUGAUCGGACUGAUUUCAGAACUUCAGGACAUGAGAGAGUCACAAUAACUGGAUCUGUAAAUAAUCUUAAUUUAUCUGUAGGAGAAAAACAAACCAUGAAUGUUUCUGAUGUGAGGGUGUGUUUGAGUUCAUCCAUUUCUUUGAAGCAGAAAAUAUGUAAUAUUUUAGUUUUAUAAUAAACACAUGAACCUGCAGAAAAUAUAAAGCAGAAAGAAUAGAAAAAAAAUGUCUUAUAUAAAAAUGUCAAAUAAAACCUGUUUUCACAAAUAAAGAAGUAAAAUCAUGAAUGAUUAUUGAUGAAAUGGCAGUUUAAUGUUUGUACCAUUAGAAUAUCAUGUAAGACCUAAUUGGACAUUUUGUUCCUGUAAUUUUUAAAACGGGGUCUUUAAUUUCCUCAAAACUAGGAAUACAUGCCGAUUUGAUCAUGACAGAUUCAUCCCACCAGGGGGCGCCAGUCUGCAUGGAAAGAACUGGAAAAGUGUUUUCAGACAUCAUGGUAGUAAGGCCCAUGGACUGUAUAUAUAUUUUUAUAUAUAUGUGUGUAUAUAGUAUAUAGAGUGUGUGGUAAAGUCCAUUGUCCAUUGGAGUGGAUUAUUCUAAUCCGGAGGCAGAUUAGGGGAAUAAACAGGUUUGUAGAAACGAAUCUUCAGUUUUUAUUUUAUCCUCAAAUGAACUUUAACAAACAAACUGAAGGUGGAGACAGAUGUAACCCCAACCCUGAACGCUGGUGUCGGUACCGGCUCGGUUCGGGGCCCAGAGCCUGUGGUCCCAGUGAGACAAA
Xyrichtys novacula (pearly razorfish) is the source of this 4774-nucleotide messenger RNA. The record is from the annotation of a GenBank genome assembly. Lineage: Eukaryota; Metazoa; Chordata; Actinopteri; Labriformes; Labridae.